Molecule: messenger RNA, 989 nt
Organism: Nannochloropsis gaditana CCMP526
Exons: 3
Coding region: 1-942 (313 amino acids)
Molecular function (GO): protein binding
Source: RefSeq, a predicted model, not a curated record
AUGAUCUUACUUCCCUCCUUCCCCAUAACCCAUCGCUUCCAGACCGGUACACACUGGACAGAGUCCCUGAGGAAGCGUGAAAAGAUGACGGGACGUGGACGCGGCAGGGGUAUGACGUUGCCAGCGUGGAUGACUAAAGAAGGUGGGCCGACCCAGACUGCGGAGGCGCGCGGCAGCAGCAAUGGCGACCACGGUGGCAGCAAUACAAAUCCUCUCGGGGGACUCCAAGACCAUGUCUCCACUACGAAUGUGCCCCAGGGAGGCCGACGGUCCAGAUGGGAAGCUGAUCAGCCUUCCCAGGCUGCCCCUCCUACAUCGGCUCCCGCCCAACAUUCCAGUAUCAAACAAGCACCGACGCCCCCCCCAGCGCGAGCAGCCUCCCCUUCUCCUGCCAAUGCCAAUCCUACGACCAUCAGCGCGCCGCCAGUGCUGGGAGCUGCACCGUCCUCAACCACACCGGCCUCGGGCGAAGGCACCGCUUUGGCAUCUGCGGCCUAUGGGAGCUUAUCCACGUCUGGAACCAAUGCUCCCACCGCCAGCACGGCGGGCUAUCCGCAAAUGCACAUGCAGCAUCAGCAGGCCUACGGCAACUGGCAACAUCCCCUCCAGCACCCUCAGGGUCAACAAGACUACUACCACCAGUAUUACCAGCAGCAGCAAAUGCAGCAGCACCAGCAGUACUACGCCCAGGCGCAACAAGCGGCUGCCUACGCCGCUGCCAUGCCUCCUGCUCCUGCCCCAGCGCCCGCUUCGGCCCCUCCACCGGUACCUCCUGAAAUCGCGGACAAUGUGGAGGAGGGCUAUCAACCCGUCUACGACCCCAAGACCCAGUACUGGUAUUUUUGGAACGCGGCGUCCAAUCAGGUCACGUGGGAGAAGCCUUUGAAAGACAAGAGCAAGGCAUUUGUGCCCCCCCCGCCACCGGGAUCGCCACCCAAAUGAGAAAGGAGGGGAGGAGGGGAAACGGAAAGGAAGAAUGGGGUAGGGCG